AUGCCGGUGGCUGCGCUCCCGCUACACCCGACCGCUACGUACGUGGGCAAGGGCUUCCCAAAGUUUGGCCAGCCGCGCGAGAUCGCCCACUUCUCGCGCGACGCCUCGCGGCGGGUCCGCUUCGACAAGAGCGGUCUCGGCGCCUACCGGACGCCGCGGCUGCCAGCGGCGCUUGACGUGGGGUUUGAGAGCUACGUUCCUAAAUCGCACGACCCAAACGAGCCCGCGCCGCUCGGCGACGUCGUCGCCGCCCUCUCCCACAAGGGCGUGCGCACCACCGACGCGCACAUCCUGACGUACCGCAACAACCUCAACAAGAUCUUUGGGACGGUCUACAACCGGAAGGACGACUGGGAGGUUGGCGUGGAGCGGUGCGCCGACGGCACGGUCCUGCUGCACGUCAUGGACACCGAGCGCAAGCGGGCGGAGGAGGCGAGGCGCGACGAGCGGCAGCAGCGGAUGUCCUACUGGGGCUACAAGCUGUCGACCCUCGACGGCGGCGAGGACGACGGCGGGCCGCUGCCGCCCGUCAACGCAAACGAGGAGUUUUGCUCGAGCGUCCACCAGAUGCGGAACAUGCGGAAUGCAGACCAGCCAGUCACUCCAGUCUUGCACGCGGACGGCGGGAUUGUCCAGCUGUCCAUCGACCGCACGAAGCUCUUCAUGGCGGCCGAGAUCGACUGCGCCGCCACCGGCGGUGGCGGCGCCCCAGCGGCGGGGUACGUCGAGCUGAAGACGAGCAAGCGGCACGCGUCUCCCCGCGAUGAGGAGACAGUGGUAGCAGCAGUAGCAGUAGUAGUAGCAGCAGCAGCAGCAGUAGGAGUAGGAGCAGUAGCAGCAGCAAGCGACGAGGAGCAGUGGGUAGACAUGCACACGCCGUCUACCUGCCGUCCGCCUGCCGUUGCGCUUGCUGUGCACAGGAGAGCUUCCAGCGGCACAAGCUCUUCAAGUACUGGCUGCAGUCUUUCCUCGCGGGCGUGCCGACUGUGCUCGUCGGCUUCCGCGACGAGCGAGGGACGGUGCACGAGCUCAAGAGCUUCGAGACCUCGACGAUGCACAGGCUCGUGCGCGGCGCGGGGCGAGAGCCCUACUGGGAGCCCGCCGCCUGCAUCAACUUUGGGAAGGGCGUGCUCGAGUGGCUGCUCGCCUCGCUCGCCGCCAACCCCGCCGCCGCGCACUACCCCACACUGAUGGUGUGGGAGAUGGACGUGGACGUCGAACACAACUCAUGCAAGUAA
Messenger RNA from Emiliania huxleyi CCMP1516, 1238 nucleotides. RefSeq lists its product as hypothetical. The transcript is spliced from 8 exons. Gene Ontology annotation, biological process: NAD-cap decapping; nuclear-transcribed mRNA catabolic process. Gene Ontology annotation, molecular function: mRNA 5'-diphosphatase activity. Gene Ontology annotation, cellular component: cytosol; nucleus. NCBI's taxonomy places the organism in Eukaryota, Haptophyta, Isochrysidales, Noelaerhabdaceae. The record is from RefSeq and is a predicted model, not a curated record. Bases 1 to 1191 code for a protein of 396 amino acids.